This is a messenger RNA of Striga hermonthica, 3336 nucleotides long. The record is from the annotation of a GenBank genome assembly. Lineage: Eukaryota; Viridiplantae; Streptophyta; Magnoliopsida; Lamiales; Orobanchaceae.
AUGGCGUACGUGUUCAUACCGGUGCAGAACUCAGAGGAGGAAGUCCGAGUGGCGCUUGAUCAGCUCCCUCGCGACGCCACCGACAUUCUCGACAUCCUCAAGGCGGAGCAAGCUCCGCUCGAUCUCUGGCUCAUCAUCGCCAGGGAGUACUUUAAACAAGGGAAAAUUGAACAAUUUCGACAGAUAUUAGAGGAAGGAUCCAGUCCUGAAAUUGAUGAAUAUUAUGCAGAUGUACGUUAUGAGAGGAUCGCAAUUUUAAAUGCUUUAGGAGCAUAUUACAGUUAUCUUGGGAAAAUUGAGACCAGACAAAGAGAAAAGGAAGACUACUUUGUACAGGCUACAAAGUAUUAUAACAAGGCAUCAAGAAUUGACAUGCAUGAGCCUUCAACUUGGAUUGGGAAAGGUCAGCUUUUACUGGCCAAGGGAGACCUCGAGCAGGCAUUUAAUGCAUUCAAGAUUGUAUUAGACGGAGACCGUGAUAAUGUGUCUGCUCUUCUUGGUCAGGCAUGCGUCCACUUUAACCGAAGCCGAUAUCCCGAGUCUUUGGAGUUAUACAAGAGAGCAUUGCAAGUGUGUCCUUGGGCUCCAUCUGUAAGACUUGGUAUAGCUCUUUGCCAGUAUAAAUUAGGUCGUCCUGAGAAGGCAAAGCAAGCAUUUCAUCGGGUUUUGCAGUUAGAUCCAGAAAAUGUUGAAGCUCUUGUAGCUCUUGGAAUAUGUGAUCUGCAAACUAAUGAUGCUAUGGGUAUCCGAAAUGGGAUGGAGAAUAUGCAGAAAGCCUUCGAGAUUUAUCCUUACUGUGCUAUGUCACUGAAUUAUCUUGCAAAUCAUUUCUUCUUCACUGGCCAGCAUUUCCUAGUUGAGCAAUUGACUGAAACUGCACUUGCUGUAACUAUGCAUGGCCCAACAAAAGCACAUUCUUACUACAAUUUGGCCCGCUCGUAUCACAGCAAGGGGGACUAUGAGAAAGCAGGAAUGUAUUAUAUGGCAUCUGUUAAAGAAAGCAGUAAUGCACAUGAAUUUGUCUUACCAUAUUAUGGUUUAGGGCAGGUACAACUGAAACUGGGAGACAUGCGAAGUGCUUUAGCUAAUUUUGAAAAAGUCUUGGAGGUUCAACCAGAAAAUUGUGACACACUGAAAGCUAUUGGACACAUAUAUAUUCAGCUUGAGCAGAGCGAGAAGGCUCAAGAAGUAUUUAGGAAAGCCACCAAAAUUGAUCCUCGAGAUCCUCAGGCUUUCUUGGAUCUUGGUGAUCUGUUGAUCUCAACAGACAUUAAUGCUGCAUUAGAGGCCUUCAAAACUGCUCGUAAUUUGCUGAAAAGAGGGAAUGAAGAAGUACCCCUGGAGCUGCUGAAUAAUAUUGGUGCUCUCCAUUUUGAACGAGGAGAGUUUGAGCUUGCUGGCGAGGCCUUUAAGGAAGCUCUAGGAGAGGGCAUAUGGUGUAGUGUUACUGAAGCUGAAGGAGAAUCCUUAGAGAGCACUAGCUCCAGUCAUAGAAAUCUAGCUAAUCUAAUUAAUGAUGCACUAUAUCCUGUUGAUGCCAGCUCGAAUAUCAGUCAAUAUAAGGACUUUCAAGUGUUUCAUCGCCUUGAGGAGCAGGGCUUUUCUUUGGAGCUUCCUUGGAGUAAAGUUACAUCAUUAUUUAAUUUAGCUCGGGUGCUGGAGCAGAUUCACAGCACUGAAAGAGCCAGCAUCCUCUACCGUCUGAUAUUGUUUAAGUAUCCAGACUACACUGAUGCUUAUUUGAGACUUGCUGCCAUCGCAAAAGCUCUAAACAAUGUCCAGAUUAGCCUCGAACUGAUUGCUGAUGCGCUAAAGGUGGAUGAGAAAUGUCCAGAUGCUUUGUUAAUGCUUGGUGACUUGGAACUUAAGAAUGAUGACUGGGUCAAGGCGAAAGAAACUUUUCGGACAGCGAAAGACUGUACUGAUGCAAAAGAUAAUUAUGCUUCCGUUUGUUUGGGAAAUUGGAACUACUUUGCAGCCAAUCGCAAUGAGAAAAGAGCUCCCAAGUUGGAAGCUACACAUUAUGAGAAGGCUAAGGAACUAUAUACUAAGGUUCUGCUUCAGCAGUCUGCUAACCUCUAUGCAGCUAAUGGUGCUGGUAUGGUAUUUGCAGAAAAGGGUCAAUUUGAUAUAGCCAAGGAUCUUUUCACACAGGUUCAAGAAGCUGCAAGUGGAAGUAUUAAUGUCCAAAUGCCAGAUGUGUGGAUUAACUUGGCCCAUGUUCACUUUGCUCAAGGAAAUUUCACUUUAGCUGUAAAAAUGUACCAAAACUGUCUGCGUAAGUUCUAUAAUAAUACCGACAGUCAAGUGCUUCUCUACUUGGCACGUACGCAUUAUGAAGCUGAACAGUGGCAAGACUGUAAAAAGACCCUGCUAAGAGCUAUCCACUUGGCUCCUUCAAACUAUACAUUAAGAUUUGAUGCUGGAGUUACCCUACAGAAGUUCUCAGCAUCAACACUUCAAAAAACAAAAAGGACAGUGGAUGAGGUUCGAGCUACUGUGGCAGAGCUGAAAAAUGCUGUUCGUUUGUUUGGCCUGCUCUCUGCAGCUUCAAACCUUCACUUUCAUGGGUUUGAUGAGAAGAAAAUUGAAACCCACGUUGCUUACUGCAAGCAUUUGCUUGAAGCAGCCACUGUCCACUGUGAGCUUGCCGAGCGUGAAGAGUUGCAGAAUAUGCAGAGAUUGGAAGUGUUGCGUCAGAUGGAGUUGGCGGAUGAAACCCGCAGAAAGGCCGAGGAGCAGAGAAAAGCUCAGCAGAUGGAGAAAAGAAAGCAGGAGGAUGAAUUGAAGCAAGUCAUGCAACAAGAGAGGCAUUUGGAGCGCAUCAAGGAACAAUGGAAGAGCAGCUCGGGCUCGAAGCGCAGGGAUAAACCCCAGAAUGAUGAGGAUGAGGGUGGACACAGUGAAAAGAGGAGGAGAAAAGGGGGAAAACGUAAGAGGAAGGAUAAGAAACAGCGGUAUGAAUCUGAUGGGGGUGAUGCUGAGGUGGAGGAUCACGAGGAGAUGGAGUUUGAAGAUCAUUACAAUCGUACGAAUGAGGGUGAUGACAGAGAGGGUCCUUCCCAUGAUGUUCUUGCAGCCGCCGGACUCGAGGAUUCUGAUGCUGAGGAUUUUAUUGCAGCAGCUGGCCUUGAGGACUCUGAUGCCGAGGAUAACGAUGCUGCUCCCUCGAAUGCGAAUAAACGGAGACGGGGUUGGUCGGAAUCGGAUGAAGAAGAUGAGGGAGCAGGGAGGCAGCCAGAGCCCGAUCCAGAGCAAGAGGCCCAGCCCGAGCCCGGCCAUGAUGUCGAUAUGCAGGAGAGCGAUGGAGGUGGCGCGCCUGAUGAUGAAGAAUGA